This is a messenger RNA of Spirometra erinaceieuropaei, 6654 nucleotides long. Lineage: Eukaryota; Metazoa; Platyhelminthes; Cestoda; Diphyllobothriidea; Diphyllobothriidae. The record is from the annotation of a GenBank genome assembly.
AUGGGUGAUUCGGACCAUUCCCUUGACACAUCGGACGAGGAGUAUAUUCCUCCUGCAGAUGCUGAAGAUAGUAGUGAUGAUAAAGACGUUUCCUCCGAGUAUGGCACAAUGUAUAUUUGUUACUUGUUUCCAGGGAUGAAGAAGAUACUCUUUCAGUCGCCGUAAAAAAGUCCUCUCCCGAAAAAGUUUUGGACCGUGAUGCUGUCUGGAAUGAAUUUCUUAAGGAAACCGAGACUGUUACCCAGGUAGCCCAUAUACUUCGUUAACGUUCUCCAGCGCGCUCCUCAGGAAACUCCCACCGCGGUCAAACCCACGGGAACGUACGUCUGGUCCUUACCAUGUCCUUGAUGACAUUAUAAGUUCAGGGUAAUCUAAUGCAUCUCCUUGAGAGAAUGUCGCCAAUAUCGUCUUUUAUAGGAGCAACUUCGUCAAUACUUGCUUGUUAAACAAGACACCUGUCUCACCGAGAUUUCCACGUCACUCGAAGCAGUCCGAAUAUUUUGAUAUGUGAUCAAUUAUAACGCAGUCUUCUAUUAGAUACUAGGGAAGACUCCUUGAAAUCAUCUGAGGAAACAAGAAAUAAUAAGGGCCAUUGUCCUCAGAAUUCCGCAGACUAGCAAAAGAUUCGGGAUAUAUAGUUAGCUAUGCUUAUAUAUUCAGUCAGCGAUAGAGUGAAGCCGAGUGAUUACUAUAAUGCAUUGUAUCAUACCUGGUUAAGCAAGCUUGCUUUUACCGUGUAUUUAUUUUAUCGGAGAUGCUCUUUGAAGGCAAAAGUAUAGGUCUUUAUGCUCCCUUUUUUCUGUAGGCCAAACGCAUGUGCCAGUUCCUUUGGCGUUUCCAAUGUCUCUUCAGUCCUUUCGACCAGCAGUACUGCCAAGUAAGUUGGUUUUUGUAGCCGCCGUAACUCAGGUCAUACAGAGUUUAACUCCAAUCUUUGUAUUCAAAGGUUCAUUUUGCCUUCCAGAACUAGAAUGAUCUAGGAUUUUCGGAAGCUUCUUUAUUUGGCUGAGUCAUGUUCGUUUCCUUAGAUGUUGACUCAGACAAACUAGACCACUCCCUUUUAAAUUGUUCGUCAGCAACGGUAAGCAUCGCUCCAGGGCAUCCACAUUCGAUCUGCAACGUCAGAGCUUAUGAACAAAGAGGAUGCACCUUAGUAGUAUAACUUGACUAUGAACUACAAGACGAAUUUCAACCUAAAAUGAGUCAAAAUGACUAUAAUUUAGGUUGUCUACCUAGCGCAUUGCCCUGAACUUUUGACCAUCCUCAUCCAGCUAUUCUCUAUGGUUUCGAUUGACAUAAUGGUGGCCAGACCGGCUGCGUCAUGCAUUUUUGCGGUUUUCUCUUCCAGGACAAGUUGUGCUGAACCUACGUCCUCCCUUUCCAACAAGUGAGUGUAUUUUAAUUUCCUAUAUAGCCCUCGACGUUUGCAAACAACUCAGGGAGGGUUUAAGAACUGUGCCCCACUGCAUACAUUUGUGCCUAUGUGGUACGCCCUCUUAUUUAAAAAUGUGUUGAAGUCUUCAACCUCUCCGAUCCUAUCGUUUACCUUCCCUACCAUAAGACUAGAUAUAAUUACUAAUAUGUUUAACUAUCGUCCCUGGCAACAAAAUUCCUGGACUCCGACCUCCCCCAGUUGUAGCAGGGAAGACCUGUCUUAAUCGGAAUGGUCACAAUUGCGCAAAUGAGGCAGCACGAACAAAGAGGAUGAAGGGAUCGAGAUGAAUGAGUACCCUGAUAUUCGGCCUCAUUCGCCUUACAGUCGACUUAUCCCAACUAAAACGAGAAACAGGGGAGGGUUAAUGAGAUAAGAGUUCAUCAGAGUAUGACAUGACUGGGGAGGUUUCAAAUGUAUGCCGUAGAUAAGUUUCACUUAACGAUAUAAGUAAGCAACCAGUAGGUCCUGCAGUAGCUUGACCGUAAAGCAUCCGUCGCAACCCUUUGAAUGCGGAUAAGACCACGACCAGGUAGUUUCUUGUUUGAAGAGACGCACAAGGGACUAUUUAAGGCAUAUUUUGGGCUCGGCACGUUUUGAAUUGGAGGUUUUGCUCUUGAAGAUGUCCGGAUAAUGAAAAAGCCCAAUCACACCGAAUCCUAAACAGACUUAAUUCAAGGCACCCGUUACAAUUAACAGCGCGAAGUCGCCCUUUCUAUCGCCCGAAGUGCUCCAGCAUCACAGAAAGAAAAGAAUAUUCUUCCAAACUUCCAUGUUUCUCAUUGCCAGUGCUCUCGCGCAUGCUUCUCAUGUUAGUUUUUAGUUGUUGUCCCAUUUGCUACAUGGAGACCUCCAUCAAAUUUAUUGCAUCCAUUUAAACACCUUUCUCGGGCCAACACAGUAAUCUCAUGGAAAAUGCUUGUUUUCCGCGUAUUUUGUGACUUACAAAUAAGACUUUUGCGUGUCUGUCUAGUGUCUUGAGUAAUCUUCCCUUUCACUUCAUUGUUAUAUAGAAGAUUGUUCGCCUUACGAGCGCAAUGGCACUUGAAUAUCGGCCUUUGCAGGGCAUCUAGACCUGACAUAUUUGACGAGUAAGAUUCAUAAGAGGACAUUGUAGCUGUGUACUGGCUAUUAUUACGUAUCCCAGACAUCCGCACAAGUCUGGCCUUUUAAACCAUACAUCCCCUCUUUGUGUGUUAUUUGUUUGUUUAUGGGAUUUCCUUUGCAAAAAGCCUCAACGAAGUCUCGGAAACUUUAAAAUGCAACACAAAGCAAGCCUUAGUGUCUUUGCGUCGGUUUCAGAAACUCGACAAUCUCCAGGCCUGCCGCCAUAUCCGGCCCAUCAAAUGGUCUAGCGCCCAAGUACGUUCGCCAUUAACCCAUAUUUUGGGUGGUUUAAAUGUUCCCUUUUGCUAAAUUGCCCCAGUGUGUCGUGUAAGUUGGCGGACUGCUCUUAGCGUCAAUUUUUUGGUUUCUAGUUUUUUGUUUGAAGGCAAGCACAAUUCUCUCUCUUGUUUUCCUCAAACGGGUUAUACUCCUACUAAUACCAGACCUUCCCAGCCGGCUGAAAUGCGUCUAGGUUGUUUCCAUUGACUUUUACUCGCAGUAUGAAAGAACGUAUUGCGUGUGACUACCAUCUCCCUGUCUUCUUGUCAUCAUGACUGCAAAUUUGAGUGAUACCCUGAUUGACUCUUGAAAAUUUGAGUUUGUGUGCCCUUCUGAACGGUUUGACGAAGCAUUGGGAGCCAUGAGCGGUACUUCCCUGUCAGAAAUCUUCGCGGUAAAAUUUACUUGAUACACAUUUUUUUACCCUCCAGGCGUGCCCUCGCCAGUAACGAUCGUCUGUGCGAUGCUCUUAAGCGGCUAAAGUCUUCGGCCCUGCUUCCCGGAUCCGCACCAAAGCUCAGUACUCUGGUAAGAGUCCGUCGUUAUGUUAUUCAGACAACCCGUUUUUUAAGCAGACUCAGCGACUUAUUGUCUAAACGCUCUCCCUGGUCCCCGUGCAGCCCAAGCUAAACUGUGUAAUGAACCUUUGUUUAAUCUGCAAUUGCUUCUGCCUUAUGCACAGGUCUAAUAAGGCUGUAUAGUUUUGUGAUUCCCCACACACUUAGCCGUAGCUCAUUUUCCUGUCUUAUUUUCGUUUUUGCCUUCUUCGAGACACUUAUUUCCGCACCUUUUUCGCAAAUCUAAUUGGGGCCUCUGCGUGACAGGCUGUCGAUUUUCAGUGCGCGCAGAAACUCAUUAAGCCUCGGCCAGUAGUCUUCAAUAGGCUCUCCGACGGACAUGAUGACUUGUGGAAGUUCUCAAAGCAGACUGAUAGGGGAUGUAUUCCAAAGUUAAGUUCUUUACGACGGUGUGCUAGCUUUUGAUUGGGAACCUUGUCAUCCGCGCAUGCAAAUUGUUCCUGGAACCACCUAGGUAGUAUGUGCUCUUUCAUCGGUUUCAAUGUCCGCACAAGUUCAUUCAUUUUUGUAUAACGGAACUACACAGAAAUCCCACUUUUAGACAUUAUUACACGGGAGAUUAUGUCAUUUCAAAUGUCCUACUUGGGGGAAGAGGCAGUUGACUUUUAAAAAGAUUUAUUAAAUCAUUAUGGUUUUCAAGACGCCCAUGCUUUUAACUAGGUUGUCUAUUAUCUCCUUGUUCAUUACUAUUGGUCAUAGAGUAUGCAACUUCAUCCAUAUCCAUCGCAACGCCUUGUGAGUACCAGAGGGCUGAUCUGAAGUUGUUGGAAUUCGCAUCAACUAAAUUUUAUUGACCUCGAAAACCAGCGGAAACGCAGUUUGCAGUUUUUAGUAGACGUUCUUUUUGAUUGAAUGCGCCCUUCCCCAUCAGGUGUCAUAUGCGGAGUAGACUAAAUUCUUUGUGCAUCCCUCCUGCAAAAUAUGAUUAAAUUUCCGCAGGUAUCGAAGGUCGAUGGAAAAAACACCCACUGCGCAAGCAGUGCUUUUUUCCGCGUGCAAAUUGCGCAGAUGACUGGGAAUCAGGCUCUAUCCCAUGUUAAUCGGUUUGCAAUGUUACUUAAGUAGUAUUUUCAGUCAGAAGCCGUACCCGAAUACUCCGAUCAAUUAUUAAUGAGGUCUAAGGCAUACCAAAGACGCUUGGGUCGUCGAUGGUACUGAGUAAUGUCGUCUUCCGAGCCUUUAUUUGUCAAACCGAACUUAACCAGCUCUAAACUCAACCCUUCUAUAUCCGUUCUGUCUAGGAAAAAUCUAAGCGAGAUUGGGAGUCGUUCACACAAGAAGAGGACAUUGCGGACGAGUUAAAGUUGUACAAUAAAGGCAAACAUGGGUAAGUUAGCUUCCUCUGACAGCUCUCGCUCUUUAUGCAUAGUUCACUGUCAUUGCUCUGGAUCGGCUAGUUUUCCGUAAAUCCUCAGUUUGUUUGAAUACCAGGCAAGUACUAGACGGUGAAAUGCAGUCUGCUAGACCAUGUGACAACCAAAUUCACGGCGAACUAUUGCUGGAGUGUAUGUAGCAUAAAGGCGGUCACUGGAGGUCAACGGUUAUUGGAUUAGUGGAGUACGUUACUUAUCACAGUACGAAUAAAUACUAGCCCAGUGAACUGUGUCGCCAACAGCAGUUAGGUGUGAGGAGUUUCGAUUCUCAGCGAUCCUCAAGAUGGAGUCGGCCACACGGAAAACUGAGUAAAGAGGGAAAGUCAUUCAAGCGAGUCCCUACCAGUUACAGUGUCGGGUUUCUAUUUAAUUAACCUAUAUAUCCCCACUGGAUAGGGUUUCAAGCCAAUGAUUGGGAAUAUCACGACUUAGCAUGGGUAAACUGUUUCCACCGAUAUGUCCCCUUGCAUCCCUCUGAGGUCGAUUUAUUGUGCUUCCGGUAGAUUUUUCGUUACGCACACCCCGGAGAUUCUCUACCAGAGACCCCGUUCUGUUUUUCUACACUGUCCUUGUGGCCUGUUGUGUCACUGUCCCUCCUCCUUUGCGAGAGAGCGAGAACUAUCCGCAUGCCUCCUCGGUGAAUGAGCAGUCGCAUAAUGACUGCAAGCGAACGCCUGUCGUCACCGCCCAUUCUGCUUUUGGGUAUCCUAAUUUCCUCGUUCGCCGACCCGAUCUCUUCCUGUUGAGCUAACUGACUGCCUGCACCGUGGUCGACUGAGGCGCUAAAAGCUUCUACCUGAGAACUUUUACAAGUAGCAGCUGGCAAUCAACACGGACGAUUCUGUCCAGGCGCGUUGAUAAAGUUUGUUGCCCUUUGGCCUCGCCACGCUCAAUUUUGGACAGACAGUGGACCGCUCAAUAUCCCGGAAUAAAUGCCUGUUUAAUGCUCCCGCCAAACUAGUACUUGCUAUGUGUUGAACGGUUGGGAUGGUGUCGAUUUUUAUGACGGCUAGAGUUAGUUCGAUUUAGACAGAUCAUUAAAGAAAUGCGAAACUCGCAUCAGAAAGCAGCCCUGCUCUUGUUCUUGCUAGCAGCUCUGUACACAGACCUACCGGGACCUGCUUUUUGGCUUUGCUACUAGAUGCUAUCCCUCUAACCUGUGGGUGAGUAGGCGAGACUGUUCCAUUGGCUUUAGGCGUGCGCCCCAGGUUAGCGGGAGCUGAAUAUCUCAAUUUUCCAGCGAGCCCAAACACGCUCAUAUCAUCUAUUACGUAUUUUGUGUUCAUAGAUGUUUUGGCGAAUUUUGAAUAAUUCUUAUUGACCCAACUGUGAAAAACUCGGCGCCUCGGUGGGGUUCGAACCCUCUCAGUAAGGGGAAGGCUUUAGUACAGCCAGCGCUCUAACCACUUGACCUACGAGGCCCCACCGGACAACGUGAGUUUAAUCACAUUUGGGUCAAGCGUUGGCUGUGCUAAAGCCUUCCCCUUCGUGGGUUCGAACCCCACCAAGGCGCGGAGCUUUUCACAGUUGGGUCAAUAUAAAUUAUUUAAAAUCUGCCAAAACAUCUACGAAUUACGUAAACCUGGGUGCCAUCUGGUGGAUUCUAGGUGAAUUACUUAGAAAAUCCUGCCAGAGCAGUCAACUUACUGUAUCACAUUUCGUGUUGUUAAAGUACUCCUUCGUUGAUCUGCCAUUGCCGUUUACGUGCGCAACAGCUAUAGCUGUUUAAAGUCGGGCCGUCCGAAUGGGGCUGUCUGAAGCCAUGUUUAUGCCUUUUCCUCCUCUUUUCAGGUAUGUCGCACGAAAGGCAUUUGAGUCGCGAGCGAGCGAACGGGAGUAUGCUCUUGUACGAGAGAUGCGGUUAAAAAGCUCUCAGAAGAGAUGA